Boleophthalmus pectinirostris (great blue-spotted mudskipper) is the source of this 3263-nucleotide messenger RNA. RefSeq names its product 1-acylglycerol-3-phosphate O-acyltransferase 2 (lysophosphatidic acid acyltransferase, beta) (gene agpat2). The transcript is spliced from 6 exons. The coding region runs from base 223 to 1035 and encodes 270 amino acids. Gene Ontology annotation, cellular component: endoplasmic reticulum; membrane. Gene Ontology annotation, biological process: phosphatidic acid biosynthetic process. Gene Ontology annotation, molecular function: 1-acylglycerol-3-phosphate O-acyltransferase activity. NCBI's taxonomy places the organism in Eukaryota, Metazoa, Chordata, Actinopteri, Gobiiformes, Gobiidae. The record is from RefSeq and is a predicted model, not a curated record.
UCAUGAUGCCAUUUAGCAACAGAUGAGCAGCGGGACAUAACGCUACAUGUUCGUUUGGGACUGCCUCUGAGAAAAUACCACGUUGUCUGGUUUUAUCCCCGGGACUGUAAUGCUCGCGUUGGCCGUUUUUUUUGCACCGUAGCCGGGGUGUGUGGCUGAGCAGUGUCCGCGUAUUCAGCGUGUGUUUGUGUCGCCGCUGCCCCUGACUUUCACUGGAGCGCUAUGGAUGUGCUAUGGAUGUUGCCCCUGCUGCUGAUCCCACUGUUGAUGUGGACCAGCAGCACAUUUGUUUUUUAUUUUAAAAAGUUUUUCUACGUUGCAUGGAUGAUGUGUUUGGCUCUCUUGGCUAUCCCCCUGUGCAUACUGAAAAGCGGGGGAAGAGACAUUGAAAAUAUGAGGAUCAUCCGCUUCCUGGUCCGACAUGUAAAGUAUUUCCUGGGUUUACGUUUCGAAGUGAGCGGCUGGGAACAUCUGCAGACAGAGGGACCCUAUGUCAUCAUCUCCAACCACCAGAGCUCUUUGGAUGUAUUGGGCUUGAUGGAGAUCUUACCUGAUCGCUGCACUAUGAUUGCAAAAAAGGAACUCAUCUAUGCUGGAACUGUCGGGCUGGUCUGCUGGCUUGGUGGUAUCGUCUUCAUCAACCGCAAAAAGACGAGUGAUGCCAAAAGUGUCAUGGCAGAUGCAGCCAAGACAAUGUUGGAAGAUCAGAUUCGUCUUUGGGUGUUUCCAGAAGGUACAAGGAACCAGAAUGGAGAUCUUUUGCCAUUCAAAAAGGGAGCCUUUCACCUAGCAGUGCAGGCACAGGUACCUCUCAUACCUGUGGUGUUCUCUUCGUACGGCAAUUUUUAUCUACGGAAAGAAAAGCAGUUCAAAUCAGGAACCAUCCGAUUGAAGAUUCUUCCUAAGAUUGAGACAAAGGGCCUGACAUCAGACAACGUGUCAGAUUUGUGUGACAAAUCCUUCAAUGUGAUGCGCUCUGCUUUUCUGGAAAUCUCUCCCUCCGUAUCACAGAGCAACGGGCCCAUGAGUCACUGAACAUUCUCAUUGUCCCUUCCUCCUUCUGGUGUACUCGCCUUUAUCCCACUGACGCCCCUGCAGCCCCAGGUUGUCUUCAUAUUUGGACAAACAUGAUGGAGAGUUCCUGUCAUGAGUCCAGUAGACACCCGGCCCAGUGCGCCACAGCACAGUUGGUCCUGACCCUCAGCAGCAUUGCCCUGUGCGCUGUGAGGAGUGACGGACAGCAAGCCGAACUAUGCGGAUAUGUGUUCAUCAUUAAGCAUGCCUUUUGGAUUGCUUCAUCCACCCUUCAUCUUUGAUUUAUUGUCUUACAUUGACUCUUUCUGGGCCUUGUCUAUAAUGCCUUUGCGUCUUCUGUUUUACAAUUAAUUGCUAUUUUUGUUCUUCUCAUGCUGAUUAAUUUAAGUUUUAUUUCGAUGCUGAUAUGCACAAAUUUACAUAAUAUCACAUCGCCUUACUUCACUGUAUUAUUUGUGUUGGACUGCUGGUCCUGUUUGCAUUUCCUCAAUGAGCAAAGUGUUUAUUCUUGGCCCACGUCUCCAUUUUAGCUUUGCUUUUUACUUUUUGAUAAAUAGUUGGGAGAUAACUAUGAAAUUUGAGGAAGAUUGUGGCCUCCAUCUGUACUGAUUUCAUGAACAUUUCAGUGAUGUGUAUUAUUGGUGUUUCAAUGUGCAUUCAUUCAUACUGUCGUAUCUAAAGCUCACAAAUAACCUUCCUUGUAGUUAUGUGAAACAGCUCCGUAUUAUGUAUAUUUGUUAUAUUUAUUUUUUGUUCUUUUUUAUUAAAUAUUGUCAGAAAUUCCAAAUUAAUCUACUCCAGAAGUGUCAAAAAGGAAGUGCAAUGUCUUUGUUUUAGCAGUACUUUUCCAAAGUGCAAGUUUUCUGCUGUGCCAUGAUAGUGUUUUGAAGGACACAAUGCUUAGAAACAUAACUCAUCAUUAAAAUUGUACUAUGAUAUUCUUUAUUAUUCUACUGACUGACAUCAUUUCCUACGUCUGCAUUAGGAGGGUUACCUGUAUACAUGUGCAUAAUGAUUUCCCUUUUUCAGUUAUUAUUGAACAGGUAAACUAACAGCAAAGAACUAAUAAUACUCAUGUAUUUUAAUGAAAUGUGAAUGAUCUUAUCUUAAAGUAUUGGAACGACUUGAUGUAGAAAUUUUGGCCUUAAGACUGAUUGGUUUUUGUAGCACUUUUAUGUUUUCUGUUCUUGAUAAUUUGCAUUAUUUACAGACAAAGUUAUUUUAAAGAGAUUUAACUGCUACUCUUAUGGGUCAUGUUUUAUUUGACUGCCUUCAUUUUUUUGCAUAGUGUCACUGACCUCCUUGUUUUGCCCAAAAUCCAUACAAGAAUGUAAUUACAUAUGGGAUAUUACUGUACUCUAGAACUCUACUCUAGAAACUUUAGCAUCAUGUAUUCUGGCUUUAGAUUGUUAAAUGGACUUAAUUAACAUUACAGAUAGACAUCUCUUGUUGCCCAUGUUUGCAAUAGUUACAAUUAACCAUAUAUUCAUUCUACUCAAAUUACUUAUUUAUGAUCCUGAUAUAUCUACAUUUGACUGCUUAGUUCUGCCGUGUGCCAGAAGCGAGAAUCUUUAGCCCUUUGCUUUAAUCUUGGCUUAAUCAGGCCAGUAACUAUAAAAACAUUUCAUUAAUUUUAUUAUUAUAUUUAUUUGGAUUUUGUCUGGCAAUUUUUUUGUGUGAAUGUGAAAGGUCUACCAAAUGCUAUCUUGGUGAAUUUAUAUCUAACCAUAAAUUUGUUUUUUGAUUGGAGUGUAUAUUGCUUUAUUUUCUUAUCUUUAUGCAUUGAUUUGUAAUACAAGUGUGUGGUUAUUUGUACAUUGUUCAUAGUUCAAACGGGUGGCUCCUGCUUCGUCCUGCUGGUUUGGGCACUUUGUUAAAUAGAACACACGGUGACAAUUUUAAAUUAUUCUGAAGUUUAAUAGAGAAUUUUCUCUGCUCAGUGAGGGUGGAAAAUGUUCACCAAAGCUAUAAAAGACUAACAGGUGAUAGCUUUACAGGAAUAUUAAAAACAGAUCUGACAUCCUGCUGAGCCCUGUAUGUGUGUGGUCCCAUAGGUGCACACAUGGUCUGUGCCCGUUGCCUAUAUAGUAUCUGAUUCUUAUCGACGUUCUUAGGUUCACCUAUACUAGGUAAACAUGAAUGCCUUGCUAAGGAAUAUGUAACAAUAAAAUGAAUUUCUAAAUAUGUUCUGCUUUCUUCCAGGUUGUUAAUAAAGUACCUAUCUAUUA